Paramuricea clavata is the source of this 2781-nucleotide messenger RNA. Lineage: Eukaryota; Metazoa; Cnidaria; Anthozoa; Malacalcyonacea; Plexauridae. The record is from the annotation of a GenBank genome assembly.
AUGGCUUCGCCAGGCUUGCAAAGUCAAUCCCGGCGACGGCUACCUCGAGCUCCGAAUAUUGACGCAAGCGUUGAAAAAGUAGAGUGUCGUGACUCUGUUGACAUUGAACAGCAACAAAAUAUGGCUUCAAUCGCAAAGAAACGACUUACUCCAGAGGUUGUUGCUAUGCUUUUAUCGUUGGAUUACGACAGCGAGACAACAGUGAAUGCAAACAAAGUUGUAGGAAGUGGUAUUUCCACAAAAUCUGUUGGUGAAAUAUCCCAAACACCAAAUACAAAAGUAAUUUUACAAGGCGAUGUUGGUUUGGUGAAUAUACUCAAGACCUCUGGACAACCUUUAGGGUUUUCAUUACGGGAGUAUAAUGUUAAUAAAUGUGAAGAACCUGGAGGGAUAUUUGUCUCUAGACUAACUCCUGGUGGCGUUGUGGAACAGAAUUCCUUACUUAGCACUGGAGAUGAAAUUUUAGAGAUUAACCGUGUCGCCGUUAAAGACUAUAAACUCAGUGAUGUUGUAGCUAUGAUUCAAAUUCCAAAGAAAUUGACAUUGAAAGUGAGAUUUAAAUGUAGAGGAGACAGCAGUGACGUUUCGAAAGAACAUGGUACUGAGAAACCAAAACCAAGUGUCCGAAAUGUGAAUAAUAACUACAUUGAACCAAAUCACAGAUUUGAAUGUCACAGAACUGGUCCGAAACAGGGCGCCCAAAUUUCUGCAAAAGAAAGUAUUAUUACAGCACCAGGCGCCCUUAAAUUCAGGCGUAGUUCUUCUGGCAGGUUAUUACCCGCACCUCCCGAGUCAGAAGUAAGUAUAUCACAUUUCAAUACUCGCCAUGAAAAUCGCCCUAGUUCAUAUACUUCAAAUAUUGUUUCAAGUGAUUUAUCCCGGCUGAAACACGACAAUAAUACUAUUAACCUGAAUACCCGGUUGGGUUCAAACAGCAACUUUAGUGAAAACAAUAGCUUAAGUCAACGAGCUUCACAAACACAUUUAAAUAAAGAAAUUGUAAAAAUUCACUCAAAUCCAGAGAUUUCUACAAGCAAGCAGAAAAAUCAAAAGAGAUCUACUGUUAUGCCUGCGUCAAUAAAUGAAAGAAAACCUUCGCAAGGAACAGACAGUCAGGACGGCAGAUAUACUUCAAAGCGCUUAGACCCAGGUGAUAUAAAGUUCGAUAUUUUAGCUUCAUAUGAUCCGAAGUAUUCGAACUUUGAUUCUGCGUCUAACAUUAUUUCUCGUACGUUGGACGAAAUCAAAAUUGAAUCAAAAGAUGAUCUUUCCAAAUCUACUUUACGUAAAACAUCGGAGACGUUCGGCUCUAGUUCGUCAUUAUCAAGCAAUGGUUCUCCAAAACCUCAAGUUAGGAAAUCUAAAAACAGUUCAUCAAGUCUCGGUAGUAGUGGCCUCUCUCGAUCAGAUAUGUUAGCGCAUUCCUCCCGACUUUCUGACAACAGCCCAGUGAGCUCGUCAGCUGAAAAUGAAGACCAAAUGUCUAAAGGUGUUUCUGAGAACUCGAUUAAACAAAAUCAGAAACCUCCGUUCACUCAUUCUUUGUCUUCAGACGAUUUAAACCGAUCUCACAAUAGCUGGUUUUCCAAGAUCGGACACCCAAAACUGAAACACGUUCGGAAAUUCUCGGAAGGCGCACGACCACUUUCAAUACCUGCUGCUUUCGGAGAACCAUAUCGUGUGCAGGAAUCAACAGAUGUCUCAUCUGAUGACGCGGAACAUGGCUACAGGUUAUACCCAAGUACACCCCAGGAAACUGCUUCACGUGCUGUGACUGGAAUGGUCACUUUGGAUAUCGUCAAAGGAGCUCAGAUUGGCGAGUCUAUCACGAGAGAGAAACGCAAAAAGACUAAAGUGCUCUGUAGUGUAGAUUCUGACGGGGUCAGGCAAGCUUGUACAGUCUCGAAGAAAGGUAUUAAUGAUUUCCAAUGGAACGAGAGUUUUGAAAUAGAGUUACAACGAACACGUGAAAUUCGAAUAACGGUUUGCUCUCAUUCCAAAAAGGAGGAUGUUAAGAUUGCAGAAGGUUGUUUAAGCCUCGCUUCAUUGUUAAACGAAGGUAAUGAACACUUGCUUGCAGUUUGUUUAGAACCCUCCGGAAUGCUUUGUAUCAAAUUAAAAUUCACUGAUAUGAAAUUUCUUCUUCAACGCACGCCGUCACAAAAGAAGGAAGGUGUUUUCGGUUUUCCGCUUGAGACAGUCUUACGACGUGAGGGUUCAAAAAUCCCGAACUUGAUUCGCAAGUGUGUGGAGGAGAUUAAUGAGCGAGGCCUGGAAACAACUGGAAUUUAUCGAAUUUGCGGGAAUGCCGCUAAGAAGAAAGUAUUGCGAGCGCAAUUUGACAACAAUAGUGCGAGUGUUGACUUGAGUCAGACUGAGAAUCCUGUUGAUAUUAACAUUAUAACUGGUUUGCUGAAAGAUUACCUACGUGAAUUACCUCGACCUCUUCUCUCUCAAGAUAUACGUGAGUUACUCUGCGAAACAGAUGCGGUACCAGAUAAUCCUCGAGAUAAUCUAGUUUCUGCGAUCAUUAAAAAGUUCACUCGCACGUCCAAAGCGACCAUUAUGUACUUGUUAGAUCAUUUCGUCACUGUAUUGAUGAACUGUGAUGCAAACAAAAUGGAUAGUCAUAAUUUAGCAGUAUGUAUUGGGCCUGUAUUGCUGUGUCCAUCACUUGGUGGAAGCACAACCAGUACUGUUAGUGAUACAAAGAAAGAUAUCAGUGCCAUUAAGUUAUUGUUAGAAGUUUGGCCUAAACCAGAACAGAUUUCAGCCUGUUAA